This is a messenger RNA of Thermochaetoides thermophila DSM 1495, 426 nucleotides long. RefSeq lists its product as uncharacterized. The coding region runs from base 1 to 426 and encodes 141 amino acids. The transcript has 2 exons. The record is from RefSeq and is a predicted model, not a curated record. Lineage: Eukaryota; Fungi; Ascomycota; Sordariomycetes; Sordariales; Chaetomiaceae.
AUGGCCUCAAAACAUGGGGAAAUCGCCUCUAUCCACCACUACUAUGAUGCGAUAUUCGCCGAAGUUGUGAAGAUCGAGAAAGCCACGGACAAUCUGCAUCACCCAUCCCACGGAUUGAUUGGAGCAGCCACCGAGAAGAUCAUAAAACUAAUGAAGAACAUUAUGGAAAUUUAUAGUUUCACCAUCAGCAUCCUGAAGAACCGUUUCGACAUUGACAGCAGAGAACAGUGCAUGAAAGAUAGGGAGAAACUCUCAGUUAAUGUUGACGAAAAGGAAAUAAACAUUACCAAGCUGCAGAAUCGUCUAAAGAAGAAGUUGAACCGGAUUGUCGAACUAUCAAAGCAGCUGGAGCAGCCCAAAUUGGGCAAGCUUGAGUUGGAGAAGUCUCUCCAAGAGAAGAUGACCCCAUCAAGGAACGGUCUGUGA